Molecule: messenger RNA, 267 nt
Organism: Laetiporus sulphureus 93-53
Lineage: Eukaryota; Fungi; Basidiomycota; Agaricomycetes; Polyporales; Laetiporaceae
Exons: 3
Coding region: 1-267 (88 amino acids)
Source: RefSeq, a predicted model, not a curated record
AUGGCAGCUCCGAAAAUUGCCGCCCGGACUGUGGAUCCCGCGUGCCCGGUCACCUACACCACAACAUUCGUCGAGACGCUCAGCAUUAUCGCGCCUACGACGACCGGUCCGUUCGAGACCACGACGAUCACGGAGACUGAGGUCAGUUAUCCUUUGGCGACGACAACGGAGGUUGAAUCGAACGGCGAAACGACGUACACCGUGACUUACACGUAUACGAAUUUCUUUGGCGACCCGCCGUACCCGAGCGAUUGUUACUCUUCUUGA